Molecule: messenger RNA, 801 nt
Organism: Aspergillus fumigatus Af293
Lineage: Eukaryota; Fungi; Ascomycota; Eurotiomycetes; Eurotiales; Aspergillaceae
Product: BTB/POZ domain-containing protein
Exons: 1
Coding region: 1-801 (266 amino acids)
Source: RefSeq, a predicted model, not a curated record
AUGGAUCGAGUAACUCAUAUCAUUGAUCCAGAUGGCGAAGUGGUGAUAAUACUGCGCAAUGCAAAUACUCCUUUCGCGGAACUCGACGAAGAUAUGGUUGCCAGCAUUGCCUCUCAACCGGCAGAAGUGUCCACUCCAGAGCCUGCCGAAGAGAAUGGCCUCGCACCUGCAGAGCAACCUCCUGAACAGCAGGCUGAACAGCAGCCCGAAGAGGAACCUGAAGAACAACUUCAACAACCUGAACAGCCUGCUGAAGAUCCAAUUGAAAUCGGAGGUGAAACGGAGGACGAGACUUGCUUCCGCAUCCGAGUCUCUGCGAAGCACUUGAUGCUUGCCUCUCCAUAUUUCAAGAAAUUACUCACCGGCCGCUGGAGAGAAAGUGUGGCCUAUCAGCACAAGGGCUCAAUCGAGCUCCCUGAAGAGGGCUGGGAUAUCAACGCCUUCUUGAUCCUACUCCGCGCGAUUCACAGCCAACACUAUCGUAUACCGCGGACGUUGACUGUUGAGAUGCUUGCGAAGGGCACGGUCCUAGCCGACUACUAUAAAUGUGAGGAAGCCAUCUCUGUUUGGACGACUAUCUGGAUCAACGCUCUGGAGGAAGAGAUCCCCUCGACAUAUUCUCGAGAUCUAUUCCUGUGGUUAUGGAUCUCCUGGUAUUUCAAACUCCCAAAGCAGUUCAAACAGGCAACAUCGACUGCCAUGUCACGAAGUGAUAAUUGGAUUAAGAACGGUCCGGGGCUUCCAAUACCGGCGAAAGUCAUAAGUAAGGCUAGACGAACUCUCAGCGUGCUCAGUCACUAA